AUGAAUGGAAAAAGUAACACCAAUUGGAUUCCUAAGGAUGAUGAUGAUGAUGUAACAUAUUCAAAUUGUUCUUCUUUUUCUUCAUCUUCAUCAAGUUUAAACGGUCCUUUAUAUGAAUUAUCAGAGCUAAUGAACAAUCUUCCUAUAAAGAGAGGAUUAUCUAUUUUUUAUCAAGGGAAAGCACAAUCUUUUGGUUCAUUAGCAAGGGUGGAAAGCAUAGAAGAUCUUGCGAAGAAAGCGAAACCAAAUUACAAAAAUAAAAUGAAAUCAUGCAAAGACUUUGGUUUGUGCAAUCCAAAGGCAACAAUAGCAAAGAAAUCUUCAAAAAGAUCUUGCUUAUCAGUAAUAAGUUCUAGAAGAAGCAGUUUCCUUGGAGAAUCAUGA
Vicia faba (fava bean) is the source of this 384-nucleotide messenger RNA. The record is from the annotation of a GenBank genome assembly. Lineage: Eukaryota; Viridiplantae; Streptophyta; Magnoliopsida; Fabales; Fabaceae.